UAUUUAUUCCAUUAUUCCCUCCAGGAAUGCAUGUAGCCAAGGCACGGAAAAGCGGUGGUGCAGAGAUCGAAUCCUGGGGAGAGCAUGGAGGAAACCCUAAACAUGCGCCCCAAGAGGUCCAGAAGCACCAGCCUGCUUUGCUGCUGCUGUUUUGGCUCUGAUGAUUCUACGGCCGAAAGGUUCCUUCUCAAGCCCUCGUGGUUCCAGAGGCUCAUCGGGUCGAAUCCCGGGGGGGAAGGUACAGAUUCUCACAAGUGGUGGCGCAAGGGCUGGAAUAGCGUGAGGCGUGCGAGCGAAUGGUCUGAAACCCUAGUGGAGGAUUAUUCUCAGGGCUGCUGUGGCGGAGCCAAAUGGAAGCACUUCGUUCGGAGGUGUAAGGCCGACGGGAAAUCCAUCUAUAAUUGCAAGCCUGCGAGUCUAAAUUAUGAUCAGAUAAGUUAUGAGCUGAAUUUCGAUGACGGGCCGAGGGAUUAUCAGUACGAGGGAUUGCCUGCCGCGGCCAAUUUUCCGCCCUCCGUGAAGCUGAAAUACGAAGAAAGCCCCAAUGGAUGCCCGAAUCCUAUAAAAAAGGCUCUGAUUUAAAUUAGUCACGAGUGCGUUGGAGAGGAAUCCUGUUCGUUGUUGCUGGGAAAAAAAUAGCACCUAUGCGUAAAUCUUUCUCUGGGUUGAGUACCCCAUGUAUCAGUAGAAAUUCUUUUUGAGGUCCGUUGGCUCUAUUCUUUGUACUGGGAUUUUUUGCUUGUAGGGUGGGGGAUUUUAAUAUGUGAACAUUGGGUUGUUUGCCCUUUUCAAUGAUCCAAUGGAGUAUAUGUAUUUUAGGGUUUGCAAUUAUUAAUACUAUUGUCAUUUUGGAAGA
Molecule: messenger RNA, 856 nt
Organism: Cryptomeria japonica (Japanese cedar)
Lineage: Eukaryota; Viridiplantae; Streptophyta; Pinopsida; Cupressales; Cupressaceae
Exons: 1
Coding region: 85-582 (165 amino acids)
Source: RefSeq, a predicted model, not a curated record